AUGGCAGUGCAGUUACCCUGCGGCAAUCGUAAUUUUCUAUUUAUGGCAACGUCUAUAUCAAUCAGCUGUUUUCUUCUAUGGGCAAUUUUCAACCAGACGAAUUCAGCAACCAUUGGAAGAAGCACAACGAUGAAAAGUCAGGAAGCUAUGCGACAAGGUGAUGCGGGUGGAGUUUAUAUCCCGAGAAAUUAUGGAAAUGAACUGUCAGAUUUACAUUAUGGGAUAGUUAUUGAUUGUGGAAGUAGUGGAUCACGAUUGUAUAUAUAUGUUUGGCCAGAUCAUUCAGGAAAUCCAAAUGAAUUAUUACAAAUAAAACAACUGUUGGAUCGUGAAGGUGCACCAGUAGUGAAAAAGAUCGAACCGGGACUUUCAUCGAUGGCAGAUACACCGACGAAUGCGACUGAAUACUUGAAAUCACUGUUAGAUUUUGCUGCAGAAAAGAUUCCACCAAAGAAGCAUUCCGAUACGCCUUUAUACAUUCUUGCCACAGCUGGUAUGCGUUUUUUAUCACAGGAGAAACAGAAGCGUAUAAUUGCCGAUCUGUUCAAUGAUACCGUUCGUGAUUAUAAUUUUCUCAUCGAAAAAACGCAUAUUCAAGUGAUCACGGGUCAGUUUGAAGGAAUUUACAGUUGGAUAGCAAUAAACUACGUUCUCGGUCGGUUUCAACGUAAUAAUACAAAUGUACAACGUCAAUCAACUGUUGGGAUUCUUGAUAUGGGUGGUGCAUCUGCACAAAUUGCCUUCGAGGUUGCAGACAAUACGCCAGUAGUUGGCGAAGAAAUCGCAGAGUUCCAUUUGGAUUAUGAUGAACGUCAAGAGUCACUGAAAUAUAAAAUAUACGUGACCACAUUUCUUGGUUAUGGUGUCAAUAAAGUCUAUGAAAAGUAUAUCGAUCGUAUCGUGCAAAUCGCUAUGAAAUCCUCGACAGAAGAUCAAUCUCAUCUUGAAAUCAAUGAUGCUGAUUGUUUGCCUCGUGGAUUUUCAACUAAUGUCACAAAAAGUAAUAUCAGCGUCAAAAUCACUGGUGAAGGUGACUUCGCGAACUGUUCAAAGCAUCUAGUCUCAUUACUCAACCUAAACGCGACGUGUCUAAGAAAACCAUGCUCUUUCAAUGGAGUCUAUCAACCCUCGAUUAACUAUACCUCACAAGAUUUCUACGGAUUCUCGGAAUUUUGGUAUACAAUGCAAGAUGUUCUCAAGAUCGGUGGUCCCUAUGCGCGGUUAACUUUUCUCAAUGCAUCAAUAAACUAUUGUAACGCAAAUUGGAAUGAUAUCAAACAAUGGUAUGAUAAGAAAAUGUUUUCGGAGGCGAAUCUCAAUCGAUUAAUGUCACAAUGUUUCAAAUCUGCUUGGCUUUAUGCAUUUCUUCACGAUGGUCUCAAAUUUCCCGUUAAUUAUCAACGUCUACGUUCAGCUUCACUUGUGAACAACAACGACGUUCAAUGGACACUUGGCGCCAUGAUUUAUAAAACUCGCUUUUAUCCAUUAAAAUCUAUCAAUCGAACGAAGGUCUCCAUCGAUCAUUAUGAAACAUAUCGGCAACCUCGAAUAUUAUUUAUUCUUUUAUGUAUGAUACUGACAAUAUGUUUAUUCCUAUAUGCUCCACAGAGAAUUCGUUUUUUUCUCUCACGUCGUACAAAUCUUCAAUCUCAGUCGAAUGACUUUAAUCAUCGUUAUCAAUUAUUAAAAUCAUUUAGUACCGAUGAUCUUCCCGCAGCAGCAUCCUAUUCUGCAAAUAUCAAAGCGUGUUAG
Adineta ricciae is the source of this 1752-nucleotide messenger RNA. Lineage: Eukaryota; Metazoa; Rotifera; Eurotatoria; Adinetida; Adinetidae. The record is from the annotation of a GenBank genome assembly.